Molecule: messenger RNA, 1766 nt
Organism: Dryobates pubescens (Downy woodpecker)
Lineage: Eukaryota; Metazoa; Chordata; Aves; Piciformes; Picidae
Gene: SLC39A8
Product: solute carrier family 39 member 8
Exons: 8
Coding region: 63-1400 (445 amino acids)
Biological process (GO): zinc ion import across plasma membrane; intracellular zinc ion homeostasis
Cellular component (GO): membrane
Molecular function (GO): zinc ion transmembrane transporter activity
Source: RefSeq, a predicted model, not a curated record
AGGGCGGUGCGGAGGGGCAGUGCUGAGGCAAGCGACAGUCGCCACGUCCCGUCGGGUUGGAGAUGCUCGGACCCGCCGCGGCCGCGACGGCUUUCACCGACGAUGUGCUGCGCGUCUUCGGGGUCAACCAGAGCCUGUCGGCCGGGCAGCUCUCCUCCCUGCUUCAGCAGCUGGGCGCCGCGCCGGCCCUGGGUGCCGUGCUGCCCCUGGCCCACCUGCACCACAACCAGUGCUUGACCGCUGAGGAAAUUUUUUAUUUACAUGGAAUACCAAACAACAGCCAUGUAUCAAAUUCAAGAUUCUCUGCAAUAUGUCCUGCUGUCUUGCAGCAGCUAAUUUUUCACCCAUGUGAUCGUCAUGAAGGCUUUGUGGAUACAUCUAAACCACAUCCUUUAGAAGUUUGGGGAUUUGGCUUCCUGGCUGUGACUAUCAUUAACUUGGCAUCACUUCUGGGAUUGAUCUUAACUCCUCUCUUAAAGAAGUCAUAUUUCCCCAAGGUUUUAACCUACUUUGUGGGCUUGGCCAUUGGUACUCUCUUUUCUAAUGCAAUUUUCCAGCUCAUUCCAGAGGCAUUUGGGUUUGACCCCAAAGUAGAUAACUACAUUGAGAAAGCAGUCGCUGUGUUUGGUGGAUUCUAUAUUCUCUUCUUUGUGGAAAGGAUUCUUAAAGUGAUACUGAAGAUCUAUGACCAGACUGGCCAUACUUACUGUGAAAAUGGUGAACAGAAUCGUUCUCAGGACAAGACUAACUCACCCAAACCACUCUCAGCCAGCAACGGGGGGACAUGUUAUGCAAAUUCAGCCGUGAUAGAGAGCAACGGAAAUCUUGGUUUUGACAGCAUCAGUGUGGUCUCGGCACAGGAAGAAGUCACCCAAAGCAACUUGUGCAAGUGUCUUAAGGGGCGUCCACUGUCAAAGAUUGGGACUAUUGCUUGGAUGGUGACACUGAGUGAUGCUGUACAUAAUUUCAUAGAUGGUUUGGCUAUUGGUGCUUCUUUCACUUUGUCCCUGCUUCAAGGGCUUAGUACCUCCAUAGCCAUCUUGUGUGAAGAGUUUCCUCAUGAACUGGGGGAUUUUGUCAUCUUGCUUAAUGCAGGAAUGAGUACUCGGCAGGCUCUGUUUUUCAACUUCAUGUCUGCGUGUUCCUGUUAUGUUGGGAUGGCUUUUGGAAUAUUAGUAGGCAACAACUUUGCUCCGAACAUCAUCUUUGCUGUAGCCGGUGGAAUGUUUCUGUACAUCUCUCUGGCAGAUAUGUUCCCAGAGAUGAAUGAUAUGCUGCGAGAGAAAGUGACAGGAAGAAAGAUGGAUCUCACAUUCUUCCUGAUUCAGAAUGCCGGCUUACUGACGGGAUUUACAGCUAUCCUGAUGAUUACCCUGUAUGCAGGGAAUAUUGAGCUAUGAAAAUGAGAGCAAAGACCGAGUCAUGACUGAAGACAUCAAGUCAAUUACAAAUGGAAGACACUUCAUCCAUAAAGGGCUGUUCAUCUAAUCUACUUUGUUUUUGAAACAGUGACAAGUCCCAUCCCCCUUGCUCCCCAUACAGGAAAUUGGUCUUUAAGACUUGCGGUAAAUCCAAAUAGUAGGAGCUGGCAACUUUUGUACCGUGCCAAAGAACCAAUUUAGUACUUUUUAUUUCUACUUCAAAUUAUCUGAACUAUCAUAGAGAGAGGAUGUUACUUGGCCAAUAGAAUUAUGCAGUAUAUGCAACCAAGUGCAACCUAGGACCAAAUGCAAGCUGAGCUCUUCAAGGAAGGCGCUUCAUUAGAA